This is a messenger RNA of Penicillium odoratum, 879 nucleotides long. RefSeq lists its product as uncharacterized. The record is from RefSeq and is a predicted model, not a curated record. Lineage: Eukaryota; Fungi; Ascomycota; Eurotiomycetes; Eurotiales; Aspergillaceae. Gene Ontology annotation, molecular function: oxidoreductase activity. The transcript has 2 exons. Bases 1 to 879 code for a protein of 292 amino acids.
AUGGCAUCAGCAGCUGUCGAACAUCUAGGCCACAACUCCCUCCUAGCAGACAAACCACCGGUCCCUGUAUCCGACAAGCCGCAUCAUGUCCAGACAACCCUCAAUUACCUCAAAGAGAACGAAGAUGGAUCCCCUCCAUUCCCAACCUAUGUGAACAAACCUGAAACAUACGAAAGGGAAAGUGUCCCACUCCCCACCACCAUCCAUGAUGUCAGUGGUCAUGAACUGGACUAUUCUCUCGACGGCCAAGGAUUCCAAUUCUAUUACCAUGAAAGUAAAGAGAAGACCUUCCUCGACGAUGAAAAGAUCAAACGAGAGUACUAUCCAGAAACAGAACAACUGCUCAAAGACGCCACCGGUGCCUCCCGAGUACUCAUCUUCGACCACACAAUCCGCCGCCAAACAGGCGCAGGUACACCACUCCGCGGCCCGGUCCAACGCGUCCACAUAGAUCAAUCCUAUAAAGCUGCCAAGAACCGUGUCUCCCACCACCUCCCAGACGAAGCCGAAGAGCUCCUUAAAGGCCGGUACCAGAUUAUCAACGUCUGGCGCCCGAUUCGCACGAUUUUCAAGGAUCCUCUCGCUGUCGCUGAUGCGCAUUCAGUGCCAGAAACGGAUCUCGUGCCUAUUGGACUUAUUUAUCCUGAUCGUGAAGGUGAGACGUAUGGCGUUAAGCCGGAUCCGGAUAUUAAGUGGUACUAUCGUUAUGGACAGACUCCUGACUUGGUGACGCUGAUCAAGUGCUUUGAUUCAAAGGUUGAUGGGAGGGCGAGGAGGGUGCCUCAUUCUGCUUUUGUUAAUCCUGAGACGGAGGAUCAGGAUGCGAGGGAGAGUAUUGAGGUUCGAGCUUUGGUUUUUCAUCCUGAUGAUCGGGAGUGA